AAUCUCAACUGCCAAACACAACCCACAAAAACCAACCCUAUACUUCUGGCUCUCACUCAGUCAUUCCUCAAACAAAAUGACUUCCUCCAUUGUCUUCAAGUCCUUCACCGGACUCCGUCAUUCCUCCGCUGCAGAACCACCCAAAUUCCACUCCCAAGCCACCGCCAUUUCUCCUCCCAACCACCACCGCCGCUUACAAAUAACGGCCAGCAAAUUCAGCCCCAAGCUUCAAAACCGCAACCUUCGAGUUGCCAUAGUCGGCGGUGGCCCUGCCGGUGGAGCAGCCGCUGAGACUCUGGCGAAAGGUGGUAUUGAGACGUACCUAAUCGAACGCAAGCUCGACAACUGCAAGCCAUGCGGCGGAGCUAUUCCUCUUUGCAUGGUUGGCGAAUUUGACCUUCCGUUGGACAUCAUUGACAGGAAAGUGACCAAAAUGAAGAUGAUUUCACCUUCUAACAUCGCCGUCGACAUUGGACAAACACUGAAACCUCAUGAGUAUAUUGGGAUGGUGAGGCGCGAGGUAUUGGAUUCUUACUUGCGAGAGAGAGCAGCAAGUAAUGGGGCUAAAGUUAUUAAUGGAUUGUUCUUAAAAAUGGAUAUUCCAAAGGGUGGUAGGGGCAGCGACACUGCACCGUAUGUCUUGCAUUAUACAGAAUACGAUGGGAGGAAAGGCGCGACAGGUGAGAAGAAGACUCUAGAAGUUGAUGCGGUGAUUGGCGCUGAUGGCGCCAAUUCUCGUGUUGCCAAGUCCAUUGGUGCCGGUGAUUAUGACUACGCCAUUGCUUUUCAGGAGAGAAUCAGAAUCCCAGAUGAAAAAAUGGUGUACUAUGAGAACCUAGCAGAAAUGUAUGUUGGUGAUGAUGUUUCACCAGACUUCUAUGGAUGGGUUUUCCCCAAAUGUGACCACGUAGCUGUUGGAACUGGCACAGUGACUCACAAAGGGGAUAUCAAGAAAUUUCAAUCAGCUACAAGAAACAGAGCCAAAGACAAGAUUCUUGGAGGCAAGAUAAUUAGAGUUGAAGCGCAUCCAAUACCAGAGCACCCCAGGCCACGCAGACUAUUAAACAGAGUAGCAUUAGUAGGUGAUGCAGCAGGGUAUGUGACAAAAUGCUCGGGCGAAGGCAUUUAUUUUGCUGCAAAGAGUGGAAGAAUGUGCGCGGAAGCAAUCGUUGAAGGUUCAGAGAAUGGAAAGAGAAUGGUAGAUGAAAGUGAUCUGAGGAAGUAUUUGGAAAAAUGGGAUAAGACUUAUUGGCCUACUUACAAGGUUUUGGAUGUGUUGCAGAAAGUUUUCUAUAGAUCGAACCCAGCAAGAGAAGCAUUUGUGGAGAUGUGUGCAGAUGAGUAUGUGCAGAAGAUGACAUUUGAUAGCUAUUUGUAUAAGAGGGUGGUUCCUGGAAAUCCUUUGGAUGAUAUUAAGUUGGCCUUGAAUACAAUUGGAAGCUUGGUUAGGGCUAAUGCUCUUAGAAGGGAAAUGGAUAAGCUCAGUGUAUGAGUAAGAACAUGUAAUUAAAUUUUUAAUUAACCACCACCCACUUGUUUGAGAAAGAGAAACUAUGCUAGCUUUUAUUUGUUUUUUCCCCGUCUUGUGUACUAUAUUUAUAAUUUUGCAUAAUUGAUUAGCAAAAUUAUCACAUUCUAUUAUUGUUGUGUUUUUAUCAAGCAAGCUUUGUCUAGGGAUUGAACUUGCAA
This is a messenger RNA of Jatropha curcas, 1689 nucleotides long. RefSeq names its product Pyridine nucleotide-disulfide oxidoreductase family protein. Lineage: Eukaryota; Viridiplantae; Streptophyta; Magnoliopsida; Malpighiales; Euphorbiaceae. The record is from RefSeq and is a predicted model, not a curated record. Gene Ontology annotation, biological process: photosynthesis; chlorophyll biosynthetic process. Gene Ontology annotation, molecular function: FAD binding; oxidoreductase activity, acting on the CH-CH group of donors, NAD or NADP as acceptor. Gene Ontology annotation, cellular component: chloroplast thylakoid membrane.